AUGGCACGAAAGAACACACCCAAAGGGAAGCGUGGCGGGGGGCCGCCUGCCGGUCGCUCUCGAGGCGGAGGAGGAAGAGGACGAGGAGGCGGACGAGGUGGUGGCGGCGUCGGCGGCCCAAAUGCCGGGCUCGAUAUCCUAGCCUCUUUCCGUCCCAUCUCUCCCUUCUUGAGGUCGGGAGCCCCUGGUCACUCUCUCGCUGAUGAGGCGAGAAAUACCUCCAAGCGGCCUCGCGCCUUUGGCAAUUUGGAUGGCAGGCUGCGACACAAGCCCGUGACCUUUGUCAGCGCUGGUCUGAUGCAUCCUCUGAAGGAGCUGGAGGUCCAGCCAGAGGCAACGGAAAACGAGCCGGUCAAACCAGCACCGGUGCCCGCGGAGGAGGAGGUCGUGGUCGAUCCCGAGGCUGUCCCUCCUGAGGCCACUCACGUACCCGCGGAGGAGGAAAUGCCUGCGGCUGUACAAGUGACAGAGCCACCCGCCUCAGCAGCCCAGCCAUUUGUCGUGGACACAGCUGGAGACAAGGCACUACGGCCUGGGAAGCAGCAGCCCGUUAUUGUCCCUGAUCACGACUCGGACAUGGAGAGCGACUCAAGCGACGAGGUCAUCCUAUUCAAGGGUCGCGACCCUGCUCUGCGGCAGGCAGUACAGUCACAGUCGCAGUCCAGAGCACCGUCCACCCCUGGGAAUUAUACCGAUUCGAUACAGCUUCGCGAAAUGGAUGUGGAGAUCAAGGUAGUUGAGAAGAGUAUCGAGCUUGAGCAGCGGCCUGUCGUAGAGGAGUCGAUGCAUCGACCGAGUGAGCGACUGUUAGCCGAGGAGGCAACCGCCGCUGCUGAUAUGGCCACGCCUCGAGACAACGAGCCUUCCCGCUUGGAUGUGCUCUUGGAUAACACCCACUCAGAUGAAGAGGCUGCACUUAUUGCCGACUACAUCGCAAACAUGGACAGCGACGAGGCAGGUGAGGAUGGGGACGAGUCAGACAACCACCCGGGGCUCGGCUCACAUGCCUUCCAUCUGCUCAGAGAUAUUGGGGGCACCGAUAGCGACGCUGUUCCCGAGGACAGUUCAGAAGACGAGAGCGGCGAAGAGAAGUCGGACGAAGGGGAAGACGAGGAACCCGAAUCGGCUGAAGCCCAACGACGCCGAAUGGAGCUCGAGGACGAACGUAUGGCACGUCUGCUAGCAAAACAGCAGGAGCUCGGCUUUGGCGGCGACGACCUCAUGUUGUACGACGACGUGGGCGAGGAUGACGACCAGGGCGAGUGGCAGAUAGCCCCGAGGGCGACGCCCCGUCGCAAGAAGAAGGGGGCGUCCAAGAAGGCCAAGAUCGUGCAAAAGAAGGGCCAAUACCCAAGCGCGACCGCCAUGGCCGAGGCCUUCGAUGACUUGGACCUCAUGGACUGGCACCGGGCCGCGCUCGACACUUUCAACCAGGCCGCCAAGCGUGCAUCUACAUUCACGCAUGACGAUUCUGACCUGGAGGAAGCAAUGAACUUAUCUUUCCAGAAGGACCGCCUCAAAAAGGCCGAGAAAAAGAAGCAGCGGGAGGCCCUUCGCGCUCAGGGACUGCUUGGAAAGAACGUCAAUCCUAAUGACCUUCGUGUCAAGUACCCGGUAGGAAUGUCCAAGGACGACAUGGCGUUCGAGCUGGAACAGUUCCUCGUUGGCACAGUCGAACAGAUUGCCUUCCCACCGCUUGACAAACAUGCGCGCAAGCUGCUUCACACUGUCGCAAGCCACCUCAAAAUCAAGUCGCAGUCCUCUGGUUCUGGCGAUAGCCGACAUCCGGUCCUGUUCCGCACCGCACGCACCGUCUCCUACGACGAAGGGCAACUCGACGCCAUCGUCAACCGCGUCCUCAAGCGAUCCUUCUUCACGCGUGUCGACGUCGACACCGAGACGGCCAAGGCAUACCGGUCUGGCCCGCGCAAGAGCAGCAACCUGCCCCGAGCCCACAAUGCUAUCAGCUACCGUGAAGGCGAGGUCGUGGGCCACCAUGCCUCUGAGCUCUCGUCGGAGAACAAGGGCCGGCUCCUGCUCGAGAAGAUGGGUUGGACCAAGGGCCAGGCGCUGGGGACGGAGGAGAACAAGGGUAUUAUGGUGCCUGUCGCCCAUGUGAUGAAGAGGAGCAAGGUUGGCCUGGGCGACGUGAAGUAG
Messenger RNA from Neoarthrinium moseri, 2157 nucleotides. RefSeq lists its product as uncharacterized. NCBI's taxonomy places the organism in Eukaryota, Fungi, Ascomycota, Sordariomycetes, Amphisphaeriales, Apiosporaceae. The coding region runs from base 1 to 2157 and encodes 718 amino acids. Gene Ontology annotation, molecular function: nucleic acid binding. The transcript has 3 exons. The record is from RefSeq and is a predicted model, not a curated record.